Molecule: messenger RNA, 3400 nt
Organism: Octopus bimaculoides (California two-spot octopus)
Lineage: Eukaryota; Metazoa; Mollusca; Cephalopoda; Octopoda; Octopodidae
Product: pre-B-cell leukemia transcription factor 1
Biological process (GO): regulation of DNA-templated transcription
Cellular component (GO): nucleus
Molecular function (GO): DNA-binding transcription factor activity, RNA polymerase II-specific; DNA binding
Source: RefSeq, a predicted model, not a curated record
ACCACCACCACCACCACCACUAAUACCAGCGCCACUACUAAUACAAGCAAUACUAUCACCGCUACUUUAGCUAUUGCUAUCGCCAUCGCAACCACCACCACCACCACCACUACCAUUACUAUCACUGUUGCCCAUAACCAUCGCCGCUGCCACCGCCAUCGUCACCACUGCUGCUACCAUUCUCGCCAACUACAUCAUCGCCAAUACCAUGGACGAUCAACAAAGACUGAUGCAUCCCCAGCAAGCUGGAGGAGGUCCCGUGAGUAUGUCGGCGGGGAUGCCGCCGCAACACGGCUACAUGCCGCCAGGGGCCGGAGGAGGUGGUGGCGGUGGAGGCGGUGGUGGUGGAGGCCCCGAUGACCAUCAGGAACAACGAAAACAGGAAAUCAGCGAUAUUUUACAACAAAUUAUGACCAUAACCGACCAAAGUCUGGAUGAAGCUCAGGCAAGGAAACACACGCUAAACUGUCAUCGUAUGAAACCUGCUUUAUUCAGUGUUUUAUGCGAAAUCAAGGAAAAAACAGUUUUAAGUAUCCGUGGUACACAAGAAGAAGAACCUGCAGACCCUCAAUUAAUGAGACUGGAUAACAUGUUGAUUGCUGAAGGUGUUGCAGGGCCUGAGAAAGGAGGUGGCUCAUCGGCUGCAGCUAAUGCAACAGCGGCUGCAUCCAGUGGUCCAGGCCAACCCGACAGUGCGAUUGAACAUUCAGAUUACAGGGCCAAGCUUGCACAAAUACGACAGAUAUAUCAUACAGAACUUGAAAAAUAUGAACAGGCGUGUAAUGAAUUUACCAGUCAUGUAAUAAAUUUACUACGGGAGCAAAGUCGCACUCGUCCAAUUGCUCCGAAAGAAAUAGAACGGAUGGUUAGCAUAAUUCGGAAAAAAUUUGCUGCAAUUGAGAUGCAGUUAAAACAAAGCACAUGUGAAGCAGUUAUGAUAUUACGAUCCAGAUUUUUAGAUGCCAGACGGAAAAGAAGAAACUUCAGUAAACAAGCCACAGAAAUUCUUAACGAAUAUUUUUAUUCUCACUUGAGCAAUCCAUAUCCUAGUGAAGAAGCAAAAGAAGAACUUGCCAGAAAGUGUGGUAUUACAGUAUCACAGGUAUCGAACUGGUUUGGAAAUAAACGAAUUCGGUAUAAAAAAAAUAUUGGUAAAGCGCAGGAAGAAGCAAAUUUAUAUGCAGCUAAAACAGCAGCAGCUGCAGCAGCACAGCAAGCAGUAUCAGGUCACGAUGGCGGUGCAGCACAAGGGGUUUCAGGUUAUAAUAUGGUGGCAUCUUCGCAAGCACAACUAGGAGGUCAACAACAGAGCAUCUAUAUGAAUUUAAACGGUGAUAGUUACCAGGGCAACGAGACAUCGGUUGGGGCUAAUGUCCAGUCUCAGGUUAAUGCUUUGCGACACGUGAUAUCACAGACCGGUGGCUACAACGCAGACGCUGUCCUACCGAAUUCAGCUACUGGUGGCAUGUACGAUUCCCUGCAUAUACAACAGGUACCUCCCCAAUCCCUUGGAGGUGGCCGAACCAGCCAAUCUGGCUCUCCUCUGGACACAGAUGGUCACACUAGAAAACACGGAGAAAGCCCUGAUGGAUGGGCUGGACCAGGGCAUCAUCCUUCCAUUGCAUUCAUGCGUCAACUUGACGAAGAAGACGAGGACGACAGUGAUGGCUACGACACUCCUACUGACGAAGCUCCGAUGAAACGAGCUAAAAUAUAAAAUUGAUGUGUGUGUGUGUGAGUGUGGGUAUGUGUGCAUGUGCGUUUGUAUGUAUGUGUAUGUAUAUAUAUAUAUAUAUAUAUAUAAUAAAUACAUAUUUAUAUAUACAUACAUUAACUCUUAGGGAAAAAGGGGAGGGGUAUUGGUAAUUAUUAAGAAACAUUUCUUAAAUGGAAAAAGAAAGAAAAAAAAAAGAGUAAAAAAAAUUAAAUAAAACAGAACUGGACAAAAAAAUAAAAGAAAAAAAGAAUAUUGACUUGCAGAAUGUCAUUCCCAUUUUAUUCUUCCCUCAAAUUCUUGUUGAACUCCUUUACAGUAGCAAGAUCUUCAUUGUUAGACAACACAUCCACAAGUCUUUUACUGAUUUCCAUUCUCCUCACCAACAGAUGUAUACAUAACAUAUAUUAUGUACUGUGUGUGUGUGUGUAUUUCCUACAUAUAUUUAUGCGUACAUAUAUGUAGUAAUAUAAUAUGUGCAUAUAGGUAUAUUAUAUAUGCAUGUGUAUGUGCAUAUAUAUAUAUGUAUGUAUGUAUAUAUAUAUAUAUACAUACAUUCAUACAUAUGUAUUUUAUAUUUAUGUAUUUGUGUGUUCAUAUAUAUAUAUAUAUAUAUAUAUAUAUAUAUAUAUAUAUAUAUAUGCAUUUACAGACACGUGUGUGUCUGUCUAUAUAUAUACAUACCCACACAUAUAUAUACCUAUGGACAUAUACACGUUUUAUAUAUUCAUAAAGGUACAUGUACAUAUUAUAUAUAUGCAAAAAUGUUAUGUAUACACACUUGCACAUACAUACAUACAUACACACAUAAACAUAUGCAUACAUAUAUAUAUAUAUAUAUAUAUAUUCAUACACAAAUACUCGUAUAUUAAAUAUAUAAAUAUAUAUUUACUUAGUAUAUGUGCAUACAUAUAUACAUAGAUAUGCAUAGUGUAUGUGUAUGUAUGUAUAUAUAUACACGCACACACACACACUAUUUCUCACACACACACACACAUAUAUAUCCACAUCUUUGCAUGUGAGUGAGUGCAAAAUUCCAUUACCAACAUUUUCAUUAAACUAUUAUCAUGAUCAUCAUUCCCUCAAUUUCACAGUCUCCCGUGCUACCAGUCUACCAAUAAACCAAUUAAGACAUUGCUCAUACUAAUUUAUCACUGAAUCACUUAACAUUCUUUUAACCUCCUCACAUUUCAGAAGAAAACCCUCCACUCAUUCUCAAAGCAACCCAAACUAACUACAUAUUGCCCCAACAACAAUAAAUAUAUUCUACAAGGAGUUGUCAUUUAAGAUAUGCAUCUGCCAACCAUAGAACACUUUCUGCAACCUUUAAAAUAUAUGAUUAAAGAGACAAAACUGCCCCUUGGAAGACGAGGAGGCAACUAUUUUUGGAACUUUACUGCACAGUUUAAAACUACUGGAGUACAUUACAAAAAAAAAUGACUAUAUGCAUUUAGUCUUGUGGUGCUGUUUAAAUGAGGAGUAUUUAAAUUGUACUUUGAAUGUGGGCAGGACUGAACAUUACAAGGGUUUCCGCACUUGCAUGUGUGUGUAUGUGUAUAUACAUAUGUGUGUGUAUAUGUACAUACAUAUACAUAUAUAUAUACAUGCAUACACACACACACAUGGUCUUUUUUUUUUGUAAGAAUAGUACCAACUAAAAAUCGAAUACAAAACUAAUAUCUUUUA